AUGUUUUUUAAAACAUUCUUCAAGACAUUUAUUGUCUUCUGUUUUAUGGGAUUUGAUUCCCUUUUCGUCGAAGGAAUGCACCCUCCUCGUGGGAGGAUGAGAACUGGAGAAGGCCAAGGCCAAGCCAAUCUGAACACGUUCUCUCUAACUGAGUUGUCCUUUCUGAUUAAAAUUUUGGAUAGAAUUGAAUUAGAUGAAGUCUACAACAAUUCUGUAUCUAUUGAGCGCAUACUCAGGCAAAAAGGAGCUGGCGUUCUAGCUGAAACUGGAUUGUCGGAAAAUGAUCGAAUCAUUGAUGAUUUUCGACGAAAAAUAAGAGGGGUGUUAACUUAUUUUACGCGAAUUCUUAACACCUAUCAAAGGCAAUUACAAUCCUAUUAUUUAGCACUUUCGGAUAGAGAAACUCAACUUAUUUUUAUUAACAAUAGACUCGAUGAUUAUAGACAAAGUGUUGAAGUGGAUGAGUAUAAUCAAUUUAUUGUAGAUCAUGGUUUAGAUAUAGAUGAGUUUGGUGAAGGGCGAGAUUUGGGAAUAGUUCCUGCUUCAUUAUGGAAUAUUGGGUGA
Messenger RNA from Meloidogyne enterolobii, 564 nucleotides. NCBI's taxonomy places the organism in Eukaryota, Metazoa, Nematoda, Chromadorea, Rhabditida, Meloidogynidae. The record is from the annotation of a GenBank genome assembly.